AUGUCUGGACAAAAUUCAGCAGUGAAUGCUGAAAAAAGCGAUGCCGAAACAUCUCCAAAAGUAGAGGCUGCUUCAGUCAAUCAAGCUGUGAAACCACAGAAUGAUGUAAAAGAAGAAAUUAAUGAGACAAACGAGGAAGAUCAAAGGCGCAAAGAGCCAGAAAGUGUUGGCAAUACAGCAAAAACAGAAGAAUCAAGUAACGACGCCACUAGGGAAACACAAGUGCCCGAGGGAACCGAAGAUACCAAUGACAGUUCCACUAGCGAUGAAGGUGAGGAUGAAGAUGAAGAGUCUGAUGAAGACGACGAGGAUGAGGAUGAAGACGAAAAUGAUGAAGACGCGGAUAGCAAUAGUUCUGAAACUAGUUCCGAAGACGGGGAAGAUUCUGAAUCAGUCUCAGGGGAAAGUGCUGGCAGUAGCUCUGGAGAAGAUGAAGAAUCUGAUGAAAGCGAUGGUAAUACAUCGAAUAGCUCCUCUGGCGAUGAAAGCGGGUCGGAAGUGGAGGAGGAGGAGGAGGAGGAGGAAGAGAAUAUUGACGAAGCAGUUAUCGCUCAUCAGGAUAGUGUUCCCACCAACAAUUCUACUGCCCCAAGGUCUACCCAUACAAGAAAUAUUUCUCUAUCUUCAAGUGGUUCGAACACAAACUCAACCAUAAUUUUAGUGAAAACUACGUUGGAGACUAUUCUAAAUGAUAAGGACAUUAAAAAGAAUUCGAACGCUCAAAAGGCUAUCGAAAGGACAUUACAAAAAUUUAAGGAAUUCGAUCCGCAAACCACGAAUAACCCACAUUACGUGGAUUCAAUACUGGUAUUCGAAGCAUUGAGGGCAAGUUGUCGUACUAAGUCUUCCAAAGUUCAAAGUUUGGCUUUGGAUUGUCUGUCAAAACUGUUUUCUUUUAGAUCCCUAGACGAGACCCUGCUAGUGAACCCCCCCGACUCUUUGGCCUCUAACGAUCAACAACAAGAUGCAGCCGAUGGUAUAACACCGCCUCCAAAGCAAAAAAUUAUAGACGCUGCAAUUGAUACCAUUUCGGACUGUUUCCAAGGUGAAGGCACUGACGACCGUGUUGAACUACAAAUCGUUAGAGCUUUAUCUAGUUGUAUUUUAGAAGAGGAUUCAAGUUCUUUGUGCCAUGGUGCUUCCUUAUUAAAGGCUAUCAGAACAAUCUACAACGUUUUUGUCUUUUCGUUGAAUGCAUCUAACCAAGGUAUUGCUCAAGCCACGUUAACGCAAAUUAUUAGUUCAGUGUAUGAUAAAAUCGAUCUCAAACAAACAGCCUCUUCAACAGUGUCUUUAUUGACAAAAAACCAUCAACAGCAGUCUGCUACAGAACUUUCCGAAUUUUCUGAAAAUGUGGAAACGCCGGCUCCCUUAACUUUAGAAAAUAUGGAUAAGUUAAAUGACGAUGAGGAAAGACUGAUGGAUGCUCAACAACCUGAUUCUAAUGCUAUCACUAACCAAGAUUUAGCUGUUAAGGAUGCGUUCUUAGUGUUCAGAGUCAUGGCGAAAAUAUGCGCUAAACCCUUAGAAACAGAACUUGACAUGAGAUCACAUGCCGUUAGGUCAAAACUUUUAUCUCUUCACAUCAUCUACUCUAUUAUCAAAGAUCAUAUUGACGUAUUCCUUUCCCAUAAUAUUUUCCUGCCAGGAAAGGAGCGUGUCUGUUUUAUCGAUUCAAUUAGACAAUAUUUACGUCUUGUUUUAUCAAGGAAUGCUGCCUCGCCCUUAGCCCCAGUUUUCGAAGUUACUUUAGAAAUUAUGUGGUUACUAAUUGCUAAUUUAAGAGCAGAUUUCGUAAAAGAGAUUCCAGUCUUCCUAACAGAAAUUUACUUCCCCAUUUCAGAACUAACCACUUCCACCUCUCAACAAAAGAGAUACUUUUUGAGUGUUAUUCAACGAAUUUGUAACGACCCAAGAACUCUAGUUGAAUUUUACUUGAAUUAUGAUUGCAAUCCUGGAAUGCCAAAUGUCAUGGAGAUAACAGUUGAUUAUUUAACAAGAUUGGCUUUAACUAGGGUGGAAAUCACUCAAACUCAAAGAUCAUACUACGAUGACCAAAUAUCAAAAUCCCUGUCCACCUACAAUUUCUCGCAAUUGCCCCUUUUGACUUCUUCCAACUUGUCUUCUAGUCCUGAUGUUGGCCAGGUCAAUUUACUUUUCCCACUUGAUUUUGCUCUCAAAAUGGUGUCACUAAAUUGCAUUGUGUCAGUUCUGCGUUCCUUGAGUUCAUGGGCUCACAAAGCUUUAAAUCCAAAUCCACAUAAUUCUAAUAAGGUAUCACUAAACACAACAUCCUCAGGUCCUCAAGAAUCUAGAUCAUCUUUGAGUAACGAGGUAAGGUCUUCUAUUAUGACCAGUAAUGACGAUUUCAAGCCGACAUAUGAAGACGAGGAAAGCAGAUCAUUGAGCAGUCAAAAUAUCGAUGCAGAUGACCCCACACAAUUUGAAAAUUUGAAAUUAAGAAAAACCGCUUUGUCGGAAUGUAUUGCUAUCUUCAACAAUAAGCCAAAAAAAGCCAUCCCAGUACUCAUUCAAAAGGGGUUUUUGAAGGAUGAUUCUCCAACUUCUAUUGCCAAGUGGUUGUUAGAAACGGAAGGCUUGGACAUGGCUGCCGUUGGAGACUAUUUAGGUGAAGGAGACGACAAGAACAUCGCUAUAAUGCACGCAUUUGUUGAUGAAUUUGACUUUACUGGUAUGUCCAUUGUUGACGCAUUAAGGUCAUUCUUACAGAGUUUCAGGUUGCCUGGUGAAGGUCAAAAAAUUGAUAGAUUCAUGCUGAAAUUUGCAGAAAGAUUUGUUGAUCAAAACCCUGGAGUAUUUUCAAAGGCGGAUACCGCAUACGUGCUUUCGUACUCUUUGAUCAUGUUGAACACUGAUCUACAUUCGUCACAAAUCAAAAAUAAGAUGUCCUUACGGGAGUUUUUAGAAAACAAUGAAGGAAUAGACAAUGGAAGAGAUCUACCCAGAGAGUUUUUGGAAGGUUUAUUCAACGAAAUUGCCAACAAUGAAAUCAAAUUGAUUUCAGAACAGCAUCAAGCAAUGCUUUCAGGUGAUACCAAUCUUGUUCAACAACAGCAAUCUGCUUUCAACUUUUUUAAUUCUCGUGACUUGACGAGAGAGGCAUAUAAUCAAGUUUCAAAAGAAAUUUCAUCUAAAACAGAGCUAGUUUUCAAGAAUUUGAAUAAGAAUAAAGGGGCCCCAGAUGUCUAUUAUGCAGCCUCUCACGUUGAACAUGUUAAGUCAAUUUUUGAAACACUAUGGAUGUCCUUUUUAGCAGCAUUAACCCCCCCAUUUAAGGAUUAUGAUGACAUCGACACAACGAAUAAGUGUUUAGAAGGUUUGAAAAUAUCAAUUAAAAUUGCUUCUACUUUUAGAAUCAAUGAUGCUAGAACCUCCUUUGUGGGUGCGUUAGUACAAUUUUGUAACCUUCAAAACCUUGAGGAAAUCAAAGUCAAGAAUGUCAAUGCUAUGGUAAUUCUUCUUGAAGUCGCACUGUCCGAAGGAAAUUACUUGGAAGGAUCAUGGAAGGACAUUUUGCUGGUGGUGUCUCAGAUGGAAAGACUGCAAUUAAUAUCUAAGGGUAUCGAUAGAGACACAGUUCCAGAUGUUGCUCAAGCUCGGGUUGCAAACCCUAGAGUUUCCUACGAAUCAUCAAGAUCUAACAAUACAUCAUUUUUUGAUGUGUGGGGCAAAAAAGCUACUCCCACCGAAUUGGCUCAAGAAAAGCACCACAAUCAAACCCUAUCACCUGAAAUCUCUAAAUUCAUUUCCUCCAGCGAAUUAGUCGUUUUGAUGGACAAUAUAUUUACCAAAAGUUCGGAGUUAUCAGGUAAUGCUAUCGUCGAUUUUAUCAAAGCUUUAACUGCCGUAUCUUUAGAAGAAAUCGAAUCGUCUGAAAACGCUUCCACUCCAAGAAUGUUUUCGUUACAAAAAAUGGUUGAUGUGUGUUACUACAAUAUGGAUCGUAUCAAACUAGAAUGGACGCCACUUUGGGCUGUUAUGGGAAAAGCUUUUAACAAAAUUGCUACAAACUCUAACUUAGCCGUGGUAUUUUUCGCCAUUGAUUCUCUACGUCAAUUGUCCAUGAGAUUUUUAGACAUUGAGGAAUUAUCAGGUUUUGAAUUCCAACACGAUUUUUUGAAACCAUUCGAAUACACAGUGCAAAAUAGUGGUAACACUGAGGUUCAAGAAAUGAUUAUCGAGUGUUUUAGAAACUUCAUACUAACAAAAUCAGAAAGAAUUAAAUCUGGCUGGAAGCCUAUUCUUGAAUCUUUACAAUAUACGGCUCGCUCAAGCACUGAAUCCAUUGUGUUAAAAACACAAUUAUUGGUUAGCAACGAUAUCGUGACGAAUCACUUUGAAAAUGUAUUUUCUCAGGAAGAUGCCUUUUCUGAAUUAGUUGGUGUUUUCAGAGAAAUUACCAAAAAUAAGAGAUUCCAGAAACUAUCUCUACAUGCCUUGGAGUCGCUAAGAAAGAUGACACAGAAUGUUGCAGACAUCUGUUUUUAUAGUGAAAAUAAGACUGAAGAAGAAAGGAAACAUAACAACGCUUUACUUCGUGGAAAAGACAUAUUCCAAGAUGUGUGGUUCCCUAUGUUAUUCUGCUUCAAUGAUACGAUCAUGACAGCUGAAGACUUAGAAGUUAGAUCACGUGCAUUGAACUAUAUGUUCGAUGCUUUAGUGGCAUAUGGUGGUAAAUUCAAUGAUGAUUUCUGGGAGAAGAUUUGCAAGAAAUUGCUAUUUCCUAUCUUCGGUGUAUUGUCCAAACAUUGGGAAGUCAAUCAAUUUAACAGUCAUGAUGAUUUGAGCGUUUGGCUCUCGACCACGUUGAUCCAAGCCUUAAGGAACUUGAUUGCCCUUUUUACACAUUACUUUGAAUCGUUGAAUAAAAUGCUUGAUGGAUUUUUAGGUCUGCUGGUAUCGUGUAUUUGUCAAGAAAAUGACACUAUUGCUAGAAUUGGGAGGUCCUGUCUACAGCAAUUGAUAUUACAAAAUGUAACUAAAUUCAAUGAGUAUCACUGGAAUCAAAUAGGUGAUGUAUUCGAUAAAUUGUUUGAUUUAACGACAGCCAAUGAAUUGUUCGAUUAUGAUCCGUUACAGCAAGGAAGAAAAUCAUCUGUCUCUCAUCACCAAACGACAACUGAUACCAGCCAACACUCCGAUAAUGAGAAUAACGACAGAAGUGAAAAUGAUUCUAAUAUCAGUGAGACAGUAGAAAGAGCGCACCAAGAAGAAUCCAGCGAGGAUGUCGGUGGAGACAUGGUUGAAACGCUCAAUGGGGAAACCAAACUUAACAAUGGCAACUCCAUACCGACGGUGAAAGACGAAUUGAGCUCAAAACCGGCUACUCUAAGUGCUCCCAAGAGAACGAAGCAUAUGAAACGUAGCGAGAAUAACGAAGAUAUACGGAGGAGAAUAAACAUCAAGAAUUCAAUUGUUGUCAAAUGUGUUUUACAACUUUUGAUGAUAGAACUGCUGAACGAAUUAUUUGAAAACGAGGAUUUUGCCCACUGUAUUCCUUACAAGGAAGCCAUUAGAAUUACAAGAUUACUGGAGAAAUCUUAUGAAUUUUCUCGUGAUUUUAAUGAGGACUAUGGAUUGAGGACAAGAUUAGUAGAAGCUCGCGUAGUUGAUAAAAUCCCAAAUCUUUUAAAACAAGAAACAAGUGCUGCUGCAGUUCUCCUUGACAUUAUGUUUCAGUUAUACCUGAACGAUGACGAGAAAAAGGCCGAUCUAAUAACUCGUCUGAUCACCAUUUGCAUUCAGGUCGUCGAGGGUUACGUUUCCUUGGAUGAUAGAACCAUGGAACGUAGUAUUAACGCCUGGCGUUCUGUGAUAGUUGAAAUAUUACAGGGUUACUACGAAUUCGAUGAUGAAGACUUUAGACUGUACUGUCCAGCUAUGUAUGCGUUGGUGAUUCAAAUCUUAGAUAAGAGUGUUCCAACGGAGUUGAGACAUGCUGUUAAACAAUUUUUAAGCAGAGUUGGUGAAUUAUACCUUUCCACUGAUUGA
Messenger RNA from Saccharomyces paradoxus, 6012 nucleotides. RefSeq names its product Arf family guanine nucleotide exchange factor SEC7 (gene SEC7). NCBI's taxonomy places the organism in Eukaryota, Fungi, Ascomycota, Saccharomycetes, Saccharomycetales, Saccharomycetaceae. Gene Ontology annotation, molecular function: guanyl-nucleotide exchange factor activity. The record is from RefSeq and is a predicted model, not a curated record. Gene Ontology annotation, biological process: regulation of ARF protein signal transduction. Bases 1 to 6012 code for a protein of 2003 amino acids. The transcript has a single exon.